Molecule: messenger RNA, 4300 nt
Organism: Micropterus salmoides (largemouth bass)
Lineage: Eukaryota; Metazoa; Chordata; Actinopteri; Centrarchiformes; Centrarchidae
Product: fidgetin-like protein 2
Exons: 4
Coding region: 522-1670 (382 amino acids)
Source: RefSeq, a predicted model, not a curated record
GGGAGAAGGGAGCUGGAGAGCGAGCGAGAGAGUGUAGGAGAGAAGGACAGGGUCCCAGAGGAGAGUACAAGCCUCACACAAAUACACACACUCACACGUACACAAUUGCCUCGGCUUCCCUGUUCUACCUUUUUGGGAUAGUGGAUUAUUUUCCAAAUUGAACCACUCAUCGGGCAAAUCCAGGCAUGAUCAGGUGGCAGUGUGUCGGAUCAGUGUUGAACUGUGAAAUGAACCAUGGAUGGUUGCAGGAGACCGGUCACUAGCCCAGCCAGCAGCCGCACAACCACCAGCAACAGGAGAAGCAGUAGGCCAGGGAGGCCCCAGAGCAUGCAGCUGGGCCAUAUUGGUACCUACUAGCACCAAGUGGACCAGGUCCUCUCCUCUUCACCUGGCCAGGGCUGCAGAAUGCUAAGUCCUGUCACCCCAUACAAGGCUUUCUUCUGCAGCUUACAUGCUCCUCUUCAAAUACAUAACUGCAUGUAGUGUCUGCACGCUUGGUCUACUUGGGAUGUCUGUUAAAGAUGCACUGGUCUCCGGAGCACGCUGCUCCCUUAUCUCAGUGGCCUGAGCAGCACCUAGACGUCACCUCUACCACCUCGCCGCCGUCUGCCCACAAACAUGACCCUUAUGCUACAGCUUCUCGCCGCGGCUAUGCCCCUGCAGGUUAUCCUUGGGCCAGUGAUGACAUAUCAGCCCUUACUGCUUCUUCGCUGCUCAAACGCUAUGCUGAGAAGUACUCAGGCUUGGAGCUGUCCUAUGAACGCCCUUCUGCAGGGGGCUACACAGAGCCUGGGACUUUCCUGAAAACUGAAUCUGAGCCCUGGGCUCAUGGUCAGGGCAUGGAGUGUUACCCUGGACUGGAGGCAUUAACUGGCACCAAGGUGGGCUCUGCAUCUGUGGGCAUCCCUACCACAGGAAGUGUGACAGUAGUGAGUAACUUGGUCUCUGAGCCGGGCUACAGUGGUGCUGGCCCCUGCAGUACCCCAUCAUCUCAGGAAUACCCUCCUGCGUACAACAGCACCUAUCUGUCCUCAGGAUACUGCCCUCCACCCAGCGCAGCACUUCCCCCUGCUCCUCUACACUCUUUGCAGGCUGCAUCUACUCUAGUGCCUAGCUACAGCGCCAGCACUCCUAUCUACAACUACCCUCCAGGGUGCUACCCCCAAACCAGCCUGUCCUCUGGAUACAGCCACCCCAGUGCCUCCUACCUGCCCUCUGGGAUUAGUGCCCCCACCCCUCUGGCCCCUAGGCCCACCAUGGUGGGGGGCAGUUACAGCUACCCAUCUCACAGCCUUGGAGGGAGCUCUGAUCCAGGGGUGCCACUGAAACGCAAGGCCUUUGAGAUGGCAGAGGAAGGACAGGAGGGAGCAGAGGUGGAGGGGACACGCUACAGGAAGUAUAGCAACGGCCAUGGAAACAGUCAUAGCAAAGGUCACGGCAAUGGGCAGGGCAAUGGUUACGAUAUGAGUGGCUCAGCCUCAGACCCACAGGCCUACAAACCAGGAAAGCCACUGAUGUCACCCCCUUAUGGCGGGGCAGGGGACUACAGCCCACCAUCAGGCCUAGCAGGAGAGAGUGCAUCAGGGGAGCACAACUUUCCUCAGCAGAGAGUGUCUAUGAAGAUACCUGCAUCGCACACACGAUCUGAGGACCCCACUGGAGGGCGCUGACAACCCUGGAGGAUUCUCUCACUCUUUGAAACCAAACAGAGUUCUUAAUUCUGACAGACUUCGGGGAAAAAAAUUGGAUUUGUCAAUGGUUUAAUUUCACUAGCAAACACAAGAGGGCACAAGACUGGUAUUUCUUGCGCAUCUUUAACAUAUUCAUUAUUCGUGUUUUUUCCAAAAAUUCACAGAGGCAUUUUGUCUUGUAAGGUUGAGGUAAGUCUUGGGGGUGAGGUAAGGGCAUUCUAAAUGUAAGAGUGUCUUGUUUCUCUCAGGAUCCUAUUUAUUUCCUUUCUGCUACUGUGGCGGCAGCACUGCAACGUUGCUGGUUAAUAAGUUGGUGUUAUUAUUUGUAGCCAUUGUAUAUGUACAAAGCCUUUGACUGCAAUGCGUUUUACCACACCACAAAAAUCAUUACUGACCAAAAAGUAAGGAGAGCAAUAACUGAAAUGGUGAGAUUGCCAUACUACUUCAGCACAAUCACUGCUACUUUACACAGCUGACUCCGAGGCUUGGUGUGUAACUUUGCCUUGAGAUAUGAAUGUUUCCCUGCUCAUCCUCCCCUGCGUUACCCCUAACCUUUACUCAUUCUUCUUGACUUUUUUCAUUUUCUUUAACCCCUUCUUUUCAUGUUAUCAUAUUCUAUCCUGUUUGUGUGUCCUGCUUAUUGUACCUUUUUCAUUGCUGAACAACUUUUGUUUUUGUCCAGUUUACACCUACCGAGCUGCUUAUCAAAUGAUGACAUGGUAUACAUGAAGCCGCCCUUUAAAUUGUUUUGAUGUAAAGAAAGAGUGGGGAAAUAAUCUAAGAUUUUAUGUUAACUCAAAAAUGUAUUUAGCAUUCACACAAUGACAGUAUUCAAGUAUAUGCAGAUCAUCUUCAAAACGUGUUGUUUACAUGCUGCUGAUAGGACAACUAACAGGUAUAUUUGCCAAAGAAAAUGCGAAUAUUGUAAUACCUGGUCCAGCUUAUACCUUGUCUUUAAUAUCAAAACUACAAAACAACCAAAAAGCAAAGUUUCACCAAAAAGUUUCACUCAGAGCAAAUCAUUUAAAGAUGCAUGAGCCUGUUUGUUACAUCUGACUGGAUGCACGGUCCGGACUGAGAGGCAUGCAGGUUGCAGAGGAGGAUAAGUGCUUCUGAGUAAACGCCUCCAACAAUUUUAGCUCAUCAUUACUUUCUUUAUGAAGAUCUACCGCUUGUCUGCAAGGAUUGACUUUUUUUAUAUAUGCAUUCUCUUUACUUUAGCCUCUCAAAAGGAUGAUUUACAGUUGUGUUAUUGAAUACUCAGGAAGAAUAUUGUUACCUCAGAAUGAUCAAAUAAGAAUGUAUGUUAUUACCUUACGGUGUUUGUAGGGAGCUUUACGGAGCAAGAUGAAAACGGAGCCAUGGCUUUCAUUAAGAGCAAAAUAUACUCUGAAGACUUCAGGGAGACGAUGAACUUACAAGGCCUUUGAACAGUAGAAAGCAUGUACGCACACACACACACACACGCACGCACACACAUACACACAGCUUCUUAGCUCUGGGAAAUUAAACUUGAGAUUUUUGUACCAAGGCCUGAAAUGUUGAAUGUAAUUCAGAUAUCUUUUUUUUGAAAGGACAAUACAUGCCAUUAUGUAAAUCAAUGAUGUUUUUAGAUAAAUGAAACAUAUUUUCUUCAUGUAUAGAUGUAAUUCUCUUAUAGGUUUUGGGGAGAAAUGAAUGACAUGUUAAGUGUUAGUGUAGUUAGCAGUGGGGGAAACGGUUUUGUGGACAAACUGUCAAAACAAAGCACUCCUGAUAAACAACCUUGGAAAUAUCAAGACAUACACACACUACAGUAUAUGCUCUAUAAUAGGUAUGUUGAUUAAAUGUCUUAAUAGUCCAAUGUCCAUUUCCCGUAUCAGUAUUUUAAAACUGCUUGACACAGUGUCACCUGUCAAUCAGCUUAAUUUUAGUUCUCACAUGACUUGACAUAAUGAAAAAGGAAGAAGUUAAAUAUGAAUCAUCAGAGUAGAAGCUUUUUUUGUUUUGUUCAUCCCUUCAAAAGUUGUGCCAUACUAUUAUUUUUUCUUUUUGCAAAAUUAAUUAAUUGUAAUGAAAAAGAAUUUUCAUGCCUCUUUUGGAAAGAAAUAAGCACAUUCAUAAAAUUAAACUUACUCAAAAUGUGGAGUAUGGAAAAAUUGUAUCAUCACACAAAGAUUUACAUCCCCAAAUGUGGAGGAAAGAAAUACAGAUAAAUUAAAAGGUCUUACACAAAUAAUAAUGUGUUCUUACCCCGAGAUUUUAAAAAGUAUUUAAGCGCUUAGCUACAACAAUUGAAUGCUCUUUAAUGCCACACAAAGAAUGUGCUCUACAUUAACCUACACAUGGUGACAAACAACAGUUUUUUCUGUUUCUUGGUGUUACUCUGAUUCAUUGAAGUAAGUGGAGUUGAAUUUAUCUCUGUAAUUCAGUUGUACUUUUGUUGUGUCUUGUACAUUCUCUGUAACCAUUUCUACCUCAUUUUGAUGACAUUGUACAUGAAAAUAUUUAUUUCAUGUCAUUUCACAUGCCAGUUUAAGGGGCAAGGUUUCUAAUUCUUGACCUGUUAUAGUCUACCUCACUAAAGGCUGUUGUGUCAUGGAAAUGAAGAUCUCACCAAAAAAACUUGA